AUGACCCAAUCCACCCCCCCUGCCUCCUCACCGCACGGUUCAGAUUCUUCCGAUGCAACACAUCACAUGCCAAACACUGACAUGCAUAUGGGUCAAUUACCCGGGCCCGAGCCCGCAUGUAUUCCCCAUCCAGGCUACGCCACCUACCAUCCAGGCUAUGUCACCUACCAUCCGUACGGUGUGCCGCCUCAUUGGACAUGUGGUCCUGCGCCCCCAUAUGCGCCUGUCGUGCCUUCGCCUGGUGCGGGUGCUGGAGUUGCGCGCCACGCGUUCCAAGCGGGACAAAAUGGGUAUUACCCCCCUGGAGGUGCGAACCCUCACGCGUACGCUCCACCCAUCCCGCACCAAGGAAUCCUCAACCAGCAUCACGGGCCUGGGCUCUCGGUGGGCUCUACUUCCUUGUCUCUGCCUCAAGCACCGGGUUGUCAAAAGCAAGUCCGCCAACGCCGCAAGGUCAAGAAAUCUGAAUUACGCUCUAGUGGGAUAGAGAACGACCCGUUGUUUAAACCCGUGCUUGAUGAAUAUGGUCAACCCAAAGGGAAAUUCGUGUGUGCCAUGGAUGGCAGAAUAAUCGGACCCAGCGGUUAUCUCGUGCGUAUCCCAACUCUUAUGAUUGACGUAUCUCAUCAUCAUGUUGUGGUGAUUAGCUAUACGAGAGGUGAUUCCUACAAGAGGCACCUCGACAAUGGCACGUGUGAACGUUCGACAGCUGUGGGCGCUCUGCCGUCGUACCCAGCUACCACGAGUUCGGCUUCUCCCGCACCUGUGGCAGCACCUACCAUGGCGUUCGCCUAUGCAUAUCCUUGCCCGUAUCCCAGGUUUUCCCCAUCAAUGUCUCAGAACGUGCAGAGUGGAACACCCGGUUUCACGAAUCCUGUACUUUUCUCUCGAUUAGAAGAAGAAGAGGAUGAGGAAGAGGAUGACUCUGAUUUUUGGGAGGCUAAUGAAAUUUAA
Messenger RNA from Suillus discolor, 954 nucleotides. RefSeq lists its product as uncharacterized. The record is from RefSeq and is a predicted model, not a curated record. The coding region runs from base 1 to 954 and encodes 317 amino acids. The transcript is spliced from 3 exons. Lineage: Eukaryota; Fungi; Basidiomycota; Agaricomycetes; Boletales; Suillaceae.